Diversispora eburnea is the source of this 390-nucleotide messenger RNA. Lineage: Eukaryota; Fungi; Glomeromycota; Glomeromycetes; Diversisporales; Diversisporaceae. The record is from the annotation of a GenBank genome assembly.
AUGGUGAAACUCGCGCUUUAUUUCAAGGCAGAACUGGAAAACAUAACAGAUGUUGGACCAGGUGGUGAAGAUUACGAAUGGCACUUCAAGGUAAAAUGUACAAGUUGUUAUGAAGUAAACGAAAACUGGACUAAAAAUGACGUACCUGGAUCUCGAGGAACCGCGAAUUUCAAUAGUGAUCAAUUUUCUCCAAUUGUCAUUAUUGAAUGUAGAGGAUUGGAAUUUGUAGAUUUUGAUCCUAGAUUUGGAUUUAGUGCAAAAGGAGUUGAUAGUGAGACAAUUUUCGAAAAUAUCGAUUUGACUGAAGGUUAUUGGGCAGAUUAUGACGAAAAGAAUAUAUUUUUCAUCAAAGGCUGGAGUUCCCGUGGGGAUUUCCGAUUUAAAAUCUGA